GUGACCGGGUCUUCCCAGAAGCCUACCGAAUACUGGACAGCAGCGCAGGCCAGGGAAGGAAACCGGCAGGCAGGGACCGGCAGGAACUCGCUGGAUCGUUGAAAGUCCUCGAUCAACGCAGAUUAGGUCAGAGCAGCGCAAACACAAACCGCUGCACUUGACUUCGAUACAGACCACUUUCUGCACGGAGGACUGUAGCGCACAGCCAAAUUCUGCAGGAGAAAACAUGUCUCGUUCUAUCGUCCGACUUUCGCUCAUCAUCUCUCAGAGAGUAGCUGCCAAGUCCGCCUUAUUGCCCAAGACCAAGGUUCCUGCUUUCAUCCGUCCUGUCUCCACUAGUUCAGGCUCAGGAUCUCUGACUCGUUACGAUGAGACCACAGACUGGCAGAAAAAACUUACCCCUGAACAGUAUGUGGUCACGAGGGAGAAGGGGACAGAGAUGCCCUUCAGCGGUCUCUAUCUGAACCAUAGUGAGGUGGGGAUGUACCACUGUGUGGGCUGCGAUACUCCCCUCUUCAGUUCAGAGGCGAAAUAUGACUCUGGGACAGGCUGGCCAGCGUUCAAAGAGGCUCAUGGGACGUGGGAGUGCGACGAGAGCCAUGCAUCCAUCAUCCGUCGCCCUGACAACACCAUGGGUAGUGCCGAGACAGAGGUCCUCUGUAAACAUUGUGAUGCCCAUCUGGGUCAUGUGUUUGAAGAUGGACCAGACCCCACAGGACAGAGGUUCUGCAUCAACAGCCAGUCUCUUAACUUCAGACCGAGAGAUCUCACACCCGAAGACUAGUGGAGCUCCUAGGACCGCUUAGAACCGUCUAAAACCACCUAGGCCUGACCAGAGCAAACCUUCAAACCCAGAGAACACAAACCCAAGGUCCAGUAAAACAUGACAGAACUGACACCUGGAUCCCUAACACUGACCAUAGAUGGAAUUUUCCUGAUUUCCUGACCUCGGCAUCAGGAAUACUGUUUUCUAUGUCUGUAUCUUUCUGUAACUGUUCAGAGAUGAACCUGUAAUAUUUACCUGACUGUAUUUACAUCUGUUCCCAGCCUAACUCUAGCCCCAACUAUAACACAGUAUGUUAUAGGGGUAAGGGGGUAAAGGGGGAUCAUGUGUUUCAUAUGGUCACAUUUUUAUGUCUGUCCAUUAUAUUAAAGGGUCUUCAAUCAUAGUCACUGGGUCGCUCUGAGAGUUAAAGGCCUAAUGCAGUGUUUUUUAAAAUCUCAAUAUCAAAUCAUUUCUGGGUAAAAUGAAGUACCUUACUGUAAUAGUUUUCUGUUAAAAUGGUCAAAAAGAAAGAAAAAUAGCUUUUUAGAAAAAAACAAUUUCUCUAGCAACAAUUUCUAGUGUUAGUUUCAUCCGCUGUUGUACAAUAUGAUACAAAACACAGGAAAACUGAAUUUUAACUGCUUCUAACUGAUAGGUAAGGAGUAUUUUUGACUGCUCAUUGAAUCGAGCCAUUAGUGUCUGCUGUUGUGUACAGUUAGUCCGUGUCUGUGGUAGAACCUACUGCAUAUGAACCCUUCAACCAGGAGCAUAUUCUGUCAAUGAAAUUUGUAUUUUUUCUUGUGUGCUUGGAAAGUGUUAUAUUGUGUUCAGUUGACAAAAUAGUCUAGUGUGUUUUAAUGUUGGUUUAAAAAGAGAAAUCAGUUGUAAAAUACAGUAUAAAGUGCAUUCGGAGAGUAUUCUGACCCCUUCCCUUUUUCCACAUUUUGUUACGUUACAGCCUUAUUCUAAAAUGUAUCAAUUAAAACAUUUCCUCAUCAAUCUACACAGAAUACCCCAUAAUGACAAAGCAAAAAAAAGUUUUUAGAUUCUUUUGCAAAUGUAUAAAAAAAAAAAAAAAACAUAAGUACCUUAUUUACAUAAGUAUUCAGACCCUUUGCUGUGAGACUAAAUUGAGGUCAGGUGCAUCCUGUUUCCAUUGAUCAUCCUUGAUGUUUCUACAACUUGAUUGGAGUCCACCUGUGAUAAAUUCAAUUGAUCGGACAUGAUUUGGAAAGGCACAAACCUGUCUAUAUAAGAUCCGAAAGUUGACAGUGCAUGUCAGAGCAAAAACCAAACCAUGAGUUUGAAGGAAUUGUCUGCAGAGCCCCGAUACAGGAUUGUAUCGAGGCACAGAUCUGGGGAAGGGUACCAAAACUCUUCUGCAGCAUUGAAGGUCCCUAAGAACACAGUGGCCUCCAUCAUUCUUAAAUGGAAAGAGUCUCAACCACCAAGACUCUUCCAAGAGCUGGACGCCAGAGAGGUGACCAAGAACCCGAUUGUCACUCAGACAGAGCUCCAGAGUUCCUCUGUGGAGAUGGGAGAAACUUCCAGAAGAACAACCAUCUCUGCAGCACUCCACCAAUCAGGACUUUAUGGUAGACUGGCCAGACAGAAGCUACUCCUCAGUAAAUGCACAUGACAGCCCGCUUGGAGUUUGUCAAAAUACACCUAAAGGACUCAGACCAUGAGAAACAAGACUCUCUGGUCUGAUGAAACCAUAAUUGAACUCUUUGGCCUGAAUGCCAAACGUCACAUCUGGAGGAAACCUGGCACCAUCCCUACGGUGAAGCAUGGUGGUGGCAGCAUCAUGCUGUGGGGAUGUUUUCAGCGGCAGGGUGGCUGGGAGACUAGUCAGGAUCGAGGGAAAGAUGAAUGGAGCAAAGUUCAGAGCGGUCCUUGAUGAAAACUUGCUCCAGAGUGCUCAGGACCUCAGACUAGGGCAAAGGUUGUCAGGGGACAAUUACAUAUUUACCUGAUGUGUUUGAUAUUAAUAGUAAACAAUUAUAUAUUUAACUAAGAGUAAGACUGGCCUGCUAAUGCUAAGUAUUUAUGGUGUCCACUCUAGCUUCAUUGUUAGGGAAGCUCUCAGCUUCACAACUUAGAGUUUGCGGUCGACAGUUUCAUUAUUGCAAUAAUUAAUUGAUGAUUGUUUGAAUAAUUGUCCAAGUCUCUCUCAGUAAUGAAAUUAUCACUAGAUGGUUCACCUUCCAACAGGACAAAGGCCCUAAGCACACCGCCAAGACAAUGCAGGAGUGGCUUCGGGACAAGUCUCUGAAUGUCCUUGAGUGGCCCAGCCAGAGCCUGGACUUGAACCCGAUCAAACAUCUCUGGAGAGACCUGAAAAUAGCUGUGCAGUGACACUCCCCAUCCAACCUGACAGAGCUUGAGAGGAUCUGCAGAGAAGAAUGGGAGAAACGCCCCAAAUACAGGUGUGCCAAGCUUGUAACAUCAUGCCCAAGAAGACUCGAGAGCCAAAGGUACUUCAACAAAGUACUGAGUAAAGGGUCUGAAUACUUAAGUAAAUGUGAUAUAUCAUUAGUUUUUUUUAUAUAUAUUUGCACAAAUGUCUACAAACUUGUUUUUGCUUCGUCAUUAUGGGGUGUAGAUUGAUGAGGAUAUUUUUUUGUCAUCCAUUUUAGAAUAAGUAGAGGGGUCUUAAUAUCUGAAUGCAAUGCAGUUACAACAAUGAUAUCAACAUCGCCCCCUCUCUGUCAGAAGCACACACUGCACUGACUGGUAUGUCCAGCCCACUACCAGUAAAGGGCUGUUAAUGAUAAACACAGCAAGAGGUCAUCA
Messenger RNA from Oncorhynchus kisutch (coho salmon), 3562 nucleotides. It is a transcript of the gene msrb2, whose product is annotated as methionine sulfoxide reductase B2. The coding region runs from base 227 to 784 and encodes 185 amino acids. The transcript is spliced from 5 exons. The record is from RefSeq and is a predicted model, not a curated record. Gene Ontology annotation, molecular function: peptide-methionine (R)-S-oxide reductase activity. Gene Ontology annotation, biological process: protein repair; response to oxidative stress. Gene Ontology annotation, cellular component: cytoplasm. NCBI's taxonomy places the organism in Eukaryota, Metazoa, Chordata, Actinopteri, Salmoniformes, Salmonidae.